CAGAGUUCAAGGUCAUCAGAACAACAGGCGCCUGUAUGACCUCAUGCCUCUGACUCCUGAGUGUGAACGUCAGCGUCUGGAAGUGAACUAAUCCUCUGAAACGUUCCUGACGUGGGAUAAACUACAGAAAAGUGGAUCUGUGAACUGGAUUAUUUUCUCUGUUUUAGAGAGUCUGAAGGAGAUCCCCGUGUGGAAGGGAAAACUUCUCCGUCCUUUACGGUAAACAGCAGAAUCACGGAAGCAGCGCGAGCGCUAGAGAGAGAGAGAGAAAGAGAAAGAGAGAGAGGAAAACGACAAGACAGAGACCAAAGCAACUGAUUUCCUGCAGCGAUGGCCACCACAGAGCAGGUGUACAACGCCACCACCACAGCAGCACAAGACCACACAACACCACCGAGUCGAUGGUUCAUCGUACCGAAUCGCAACCUGCACUUUAUCAGAUUUUUUGUAAAAAUCGCAGAAGUGCUCCUGUCCUUCGUGGCGUUCGUCCUGGAGGAAGUGGUGAACACUUGCACUUCCUGCAGCGCUCUUUACUUCUUUGAGUUUGUGAGCUGCACGGCCUUCCUCUUCACACUCCUCCUCCUCAUCCUCCUCUCCACGCCACUGCACCAGAAAGUCGGCAUCACCUGCUGGCCCAAACUGGAUUUCGGAUACUCAGCUCUGAUCAGUGUGUUUUUAAUCAUCGCCUCCAUCGCAUUCGCAGCGAAUAACAGCGGCUCAGGAGUGGAGAGGGCCACCGUGGCUUUCGGCUUCCUCGCCUCCUUCGCCUUCCUCACAGAUGUGAUCAUCUUCUACAAGAAGGAAGGUUUCCCGUUUUCUGGCACGAAUAAGGAGCCAGUGGUGUGUUCGCCUGAACCGAUGCCCGAGAUCGAGAAGCUAAACGUCAACGGUACCAACGGUACCAACUGAUCCAGCCCUGAUUCAUAUCCCACAUCCACGCGAUCAUGAAUUUCUGAGCUUAAACCCGUUCCGCUGCAGAACUGUACACCGUUUAAUUUAUGAAGCUUUUUAUUUUAUUUUUUUUUCCCAUGAAAUUCACGCAUCACAGAUUUUACGCAUUUAAUUGCACCAGUUUGUAAUAUUUAUGAUAUAAAAAAACGUGACUUUUCUUACGAUUACCAAAUUUCUGGAAGUAACAUUUCAAUGAAUUUUUAGGUAGCAUUUUUUAAAAAAUCUUUGUAACGAAUUUAUACAAUAUGUGCCUUUUAGUGUAAGUAAUAAUUCAUAUUUGAAAAUCAACAGCACAGAACGGUGAAUGUGAACACUCCCGGUGAUCUGCACUCUCCCCUCGAACACGCAGGAGGAAGCUUCCUAUGCAGGCGCUAUAGAAAUAAAGACGUUCCUCCUGUUAGAGAAGCGUCACGUGUGUCCAAUAAUUCCAUGUGUGAGAGGAUGUGUGUGCAGAAUUCCUCCACUGACAUUUUUCAUUCCUUUUUAUUCGGAUCGCGUGUGAAGACGACGCGGCCUUGUCACGCUAACAUCGAUCAUUUUAAAAAUUUUUAAAAAGAUGCUUUUAUCUUACAGUAGGCUUAAUGUUAGCCAGGGGUUAAAUCACACACUGUGUGCACACAUCAUCAUCACCAGGGUGAAUAUUUAUUAAUCUGACAGCGUGCACCAGCUUUACUUCACUUUAAAAACACACAGGCUCCUUAAGGGUGGCCGUUUGCUCCUAACUAAGCAAAACGAACGUGUUUCCAGGACGCUUUGUAGACUUUUAAAAACCUCCUCGCUAAACUGUGUUGCAUGAUGACGCUUUGAAAUAUCACGGCGUGUUCUGUAAUGGUGUUAGGCUUUAAAAAGUAGUGUGUACGAUUUGAAAAGUGCAUGUUUGGAGCUUUGUUUUUGAGCCGCUCUUCAAGCCGGACGUGAGAAGGAGGAGUUAGAGUUUUUCCUCGAGUGUGUUUGUGCUGCUGCUUGUACAGGAACCCGGAAAUCAAACUGCCAGGACGGUGUGAUGGAACAAACGCUGCUGUAUAUUUCCCGCGUCUUCUACGUGCAUGUGAGACACGAAGCCACAAUUUCUGCAACUGCGACUUUCUCAAUUCUAUUCAAAUUAAGCAUACUGCUCUAAAGAAGCUUCGCAUGAUUCCUCGGACCAAUCCUACGGCGCGUGUGGUCCGACGUUCCUUCAGUUCCCCGCUCACAGCUUUAGGUCCUACCUGCGAUUAUCUUCCGCCAGCUAAGAAAAGAGAAAUAAAUCUUUGGAAGAAAGUAGCAGAGAUCAUUGGUGCGGGCAUGUAACUCGUACAGUUAGCUUGCUUUGCUAAUCUGCUAAUUCGCUGGACAGGCCACACCCACAACACAAGAGAAGCUACAAGUACCUGGUGUGACUUUUUCACCUGCUAGUGUGAACAGGUUAACAGUUCUGUUUUCAGUGAAUCAGAUCAUUUGAUUCCGAGUCGACUCUUUUGGUGCUGAAAUGACUCUAAACCGGACAAAGUUUGCAAUAUUUUAACCACUGAUUGUUCUUCUUCGCCUGAUUAUGACUGAAAAGGUUUCCUGAGCUCUUACUUUACCUUCUGUUUAACAGAAUAACAUCAGCUCUCGGCGUUCACCUAAAAGAGCCGACUCGUUCACGGAUGACAGACUGAAACCACAGAAUCUUCUCAAAAGAGGUUUUUAUUUGAAGGACACCAUCAGCAUAACAUUAAGUACACACUUGCAGCGAGUGUAUCGAGGAGCAGAACUUUUGUGUAGUAAAAUGCUGAAACUCAGCAGUAAGAAUAACUGCUGAAGCGAAUUCCCUGCGGUUUAUUUCCUCCGAUUAUCAGAUACUAAGUUUCGCAGUAACCCAAUUCGAACACGGCUGAUCGGAUAUAUUUUGGAGAUUUUAAAUAUGUUUUUGCUUCUCUUCAGAUUUUUUGCUCUCUUUCUCAAGUCCAUGUGAUGUCUGCUAAAGUAACAAGAAGGGAAGUUGAUGAGGUUGUGUUAAAAACAGCACUGGAACUGAGUCCAAAAACACACAGAGGAUGUUUAAAUUCUCUAAAAUGAUAAACCGAAGGGCAAAAGUAGAAAAAUCCUAAAUUAAAUAACAGAUCUUGGCUUUGCGUUCACACAGCAAGUGAUGAGUCGCGGGUGUGGCUCCAGGUUUGACAGCUGUGGGCGUGGCCUGUACUGUCGUGUGUGCGUGUGUGUGUGUAUAUAUAUAAAUCCAUAUAUAUAUUGCAAAUAUUUUAAAAUGUAGGCUAAUUUUGUACAAAAAGACUGUGCUGCUCAGUUUUCUCUCCGUGUUUGGAUGGAGGAGGAGAAAGUGAAGUGCUGAGAAUUGGCCGAACGUGGGAUUAGUCAGAGGAACUGCAUCACGGCUAAUUUGCAUAAAAUUAACAUCUCAAUGUUUCUAAAUGUUCUUCAACAUUGCUAGCGUGAAUGAGAAUUUUUAAAGUCCAGGUGCGGAAUAUCACACUUUAAUCAGUCUGAUAUCUGAGUGUCAUUUUGCAAACUUUAUUUCUGCAUAAAUCUAAUUAUUAUGAGUUUUUAACAUGAUUCAGGCACAACAUGUUCGUGAGCCGUGAUUCACGCGAGAUCUUUCUAAAUCUUCCUUUCCUGUGGUUCUGAUUAGCAUGUGUGAGUAAAACAGCUGGUCAGGAGUGUACAGAUGUUUCUAUUCCUUAUAGAUGUAGUUAUAAGUAAAGCGCGUCCUUCCUCGUUCCCUCGAUGUUGCAGAGGAUUCAGUUACGUGUGAUUCUGAUGUAAUUUAGUCACAGCUGUUUUUUAUACUGAGUGAAAAGACAUAGUGUAGUGGACCUGUGUGUGUGUUGGGGUGUGUGUUGGGGUGUGUGUGGGUGUGUGUGUGUUGGGGUGUGUGUGGGUGUGUUGGGGUGUGUGUGUGUGUGUGUGUGUGUGUGCGUGCAUGGGGCCAGCCGUUCGCUUGUUAAAUGCCCGACCUCACAAACGGACUGCAAUUCUGUCAAAAUAAAUAUUCCGACUUGCACGAGCACCUUCCGAUUUUUCCAGCAAUUUCCACACUAGUGCUAAUUAAUUAUUAAAAUAUUCCACAUGAUUUUAAUAUAAACCUAAAUUACCAUAUUAAACUGUGCAUAACAAGCUUAGAUGACUCUGCUUUAUUAUUAACAAUGCUGUUUAACAGUAACACACACUUUUUAUGAUUUAUUUUCACCAGACACCAGCAAUCCAACUCGUCCAACACACAUGCAUUAAUUCCAGUUUAAUCGUUAAUCAGUGAUUAAUCAUUGUCUUAACGUUUAUUUCUCCUGUGUGAGUUUUAAACCUGUGUAUGUUUUCUGACUUUUUAAAGACAAUCAUGCAAUAAAACACGAGGGAACACACACACA
Molecule: messenger RNA, 4292 nt
Organism: Pangasianodon hypophthalmus (striped catfish)
Lineage: Eukaryota; Metazoa; Chordata; Actinopteri; Siluriformes; Pangasiidae
Gene: cmtm6
Product: CKLF-like MARVEL transmembrane domain containing 6
Exons: 6
Coding region: 331-909 (192 amino acids)
Cellular component (GO): membrane
Source: RefSeq, a predicted model, not a curated record